Messenger RNA from Stegodyphus dumicola, 593 nucleotides. Its product is annotated as putative ATP-dependent RNA helicase DDX49. NCBI's taxonomy places the organism in Eukaryota, Metazoa, Arthropoda, Arachnida, Araneae, Eresidae. Gene Ontology annotation, cellular component: cytosol. The record is from RefSeq and is a predicted model, not a curated record. Gene Ontology annotation, molecular function: RNA helicase activity; nucleic acid binding; ATP binding.
CAGAAAGGCUUAUUUAAAAUGCAAAAAUAAAUUCUCUUUACUUCUAAGUGAAAGUCCACUUAUGUACUUUUGAAAUGAUGGCAGAAAAUUUCUCCUCUACACUUGAUUUUAGUGAUUUAAAUGUAUCCCCUUGGCUUAUUGAGCAGUGUACAGCGAUGGGUAUUAUGAACCCUACGCCUGUUCAGCAAUAUUGCAUUCCAAAAAUACUUGCUGGAGAAAAUUGCAUUGGAGUAUCAAAAACUGGUUCUGGUAAGACGUUGGCAUUUGCUUUGCCAAUAUUGCAGAAAUUGGCCGAAGAUCCAUACGGUAUAUUUGCAUUGAUUUUGACACCAACAAGGGAACUUGCCAUACAAAUAUCGGAUCAGUUUAAAGUAAUCGGGAAACCUAUUCAAUUAGAAGUAUCUGUUGUUAUUGGAGGCAUGAAUAUGGUAGCUCAAGGAAAGGAAAUCAACUCUCAGCCCCAUAUCAUGGUAGCAACUCCUGGCCGCUUGGCAGAUCAUUUAAAAAGUAGUAAUGAUUUUUCAUUCAAGAGAACCCAGGUUUUGGUUUUGGAUGAAGCUGAUAGACUUUUGGAGGGACAGUUUACUGAGCAG